CUAACGGUACAUCUCAUUCUCCACUUUGAUUGGAGUCAACAAAAAAAAAAUCCAUUGUCAGUAAAUCUGCAGCUUCAACCAUAAAUGUCCUCCAUUAAAUCGCUCCGGGAGCGCAACGAACUUGGCUACGCCAACCCGUUACACGACUAUGUGUCUGCCAACGAGGUGAACCUUGUCCACGACCACUCACAUAGUGCCGAAGACAGCCUCGAGAAGAACCACGAGCACGUAAAGGAAACUACCGACGAAGAAUCCAAGGCUCAAAGCACCGGUAUUGUCGGUAAGGCGAGAGGCUUACUCCGCCGCAACAAGUGGGUGUGGGGUCUCUUCUGGGGCUUGUUUUUCACCUCCUGGUGGUUGUCCAUCAUUAUCCAGGACAAGCACCGUCACAAGUGGUUGAUUCCGACUAUUUUGUGGGGCUGUAUCAUGCUCCGGAUCAUCUCCUGGUACAGUCCGAUUCUAUACUGGAUCUUCCAUAAGGCGCAGAAGGUCUGGUACUUCGGCUCUGACUUCAUCUACAAGUGUAUUCCUAACCACAAUCACAGAAUGGCAGUAGGUGCUCUUAUCACCAUUGCAACCAUGAUGGUGGCCACGUUUGUUCCGACUGAAACCCAGUAUUCCAAGCGUAGUGACCGUGCGAUUUCGUUUUUCGGUGUCUGCGUGGCGCUUUUUGGCUUGUGGGCUACCUCUGUCAACAGGGCUGCAGUCAGAUGGCAAACGGUUAUUGGUGGAAUGUUGAUGCAGUACAUUAUCGCUCUCUUUGUCUUGAGAACUAAGGCUGGCUACGACAUUUUCAACUUUAUCUCCACGUUGGCUAGAGAGUUGCUUGGUUUUGCCAAGGACGGUGUUGCGUUCGUCACCAAUACCGAGGUUUCCCAGCUCGGGAUGUUCUUCUUUACCGUUUUGCCAGCGGUUAUCUUUUUCGUUUCCUUCGUGCACAUCUGGUUCUACUUCGGUGUUAUGCAAUGGGCUGUGGGUAAGUUUGCGUACUUCUUCUACUGGACUCUUAGGGUCUCCGGUGCCGAAGCCGUCAACGCCGCCGCCGCUCCGUUCAUCGGGAUCGGCGAGUCCGCCAUUUUGAUCAAGAACUUGUUGCCAUACUUGACCAAGGCCGAGAUCCACCAGAUUAUGUGCUCCGGUUUCGCCACGAUUUCCGGGUCUGUGCUUGUCGCUUACAUCGGCUUGGGUGUCAACCCCCAGGCGUUGGUUUCCUCCUGUGUAAUGUCCAUCCCGGCCUCUUUGGCGGUCUCCAAAUUGAGAUACCCUGAAACCGAACACUCUGUGUCUGCGGGCAAAAUGGAAAUCUUGGGUAACGGGGAAGAGGACGAGGCGACCCGUCCUCGAAACGUCUUGCAGGCCUUCUCCAACGGUGCCACCUUGGGGCUUAUCAUUGCCGCCACCAUCAUGACCCAAUGUUUGUGUAUCAUCGGGCUUGUGGCCUUGAUCAACUCUUUGUUGACCUGGUUCGGUAACUUCUGGAACAUCAAAAACUUGACGUUAGAGUUGAUGGCGUCGUACUUGUUGUACCCAGUGGCGUGGUUGUUGGGGGCACCAAAGGAUGAGUUGUUGUUGAUUUCCCAGUUGAUGGCCACCAAGAUUAUCCAGAACGAGUUUAAUGGGUACUUGAUGUUGAUGAACGACGAGCCAUACACCUCUAUGUCCAAGAGAGGGUUGAUGAUUGCCACCUACUCCUUGUGUGGUUUCGCCAACUUUGGUUCCGUCGGUACUCAGGUUGGUGUUUUGGGAACUUUGGCCCCUACCAAGUUGAAGGAGAUUGCCGAGUUGGUCAUGUCCGCGUUGUUCACCGGUGCCAUUUCCACUUUGUUGUCCACCGCGGUAGCCUCCAUGGUUAUUCACGAUUUGUCCAACUUUUCUGUCACUGGUACCACGUCUAAUUAAAUCCGCUGUGACCUCUGCUUCUUCCACUUUCGUUGCUUGUUUUAGACCGGACCGAGGGAUUUCUUAUGUAAUACCUUGCCUUGGUCGUGUAUAUUAUUUGUGUUUAUCCCAUGCUGUAUGUAUACCAUUUCUAUUUAUUUCAUAUCAAGUGCGUCUGAUUAGUUGAAGAAAUCGAGAAGAGUAGCUGCGCCAGCGUCCCAGAAUCUUUCAAAUAGACAUUUCCUAUUGGUAUUUACAAAUCAGCGAGUGUUUUUUUUAAGUACUCCACCAUUGAUAUUCUUCCAUGCAUGCAUCGGCCGCCGAAGUCAAAUAGUUAGGUUCUACUCUAUCAUUCCAAGCUUAGGAGAUAGGAACCCUUCUGGAGAGGCCUUUGUGGAUUGGAAAUAGUGCUAGAUAAAUUAAUUGGCUCCGGGAACUGUCUCACUGUGAUCAACCUCCUCAACGUGUGCCUACCUUGGCUUGAAGUCAAC
Molecule: messenger RNA, 2369 nt
Organism: Babjeviella inositovora NRRL Y-12698
Lineage: Eukaryota; Fungi; Ascomycota; Pichiomycetes; Serinales
Product: NupC/NupG family nucleoside CNT transporter
Exons: 1
Coding region: 85-1899 (604 amino acids)
Biological process (GO): nucleoside transmembrane transport
Cellular component (GO): membrane
Molecular function (GO): symporter activity; nucleoside transmembrane transporter activity
Source: RefSeq, a predicted model, not a curated record